Messenger RNA from Lutra lutra (Eurasian river otter), 1052 nucleotides. RefSeq names its product vesicle associated membrane protein 5 (gene VAMP5). NCBI's taxonomy places the organism in Eukaryota, Metazoa, Chordata, Mammalia, Carnivora, Mustelidae. The transcript is spliced from 4 exons. The coding region runs from base 1 to 828 and encodes 275 amino acids. Gene Ontology annotation, cellular component: plasma membrane. Gene Ontology annotation, biological process: Golgi to plasma membrane protein transport. The record is from RefSeq and is a predicted model, not a curated record.
AUGAGGGCAGGGCGGCAGCUGCCCUUGUGUUUCUUUCGUUUUAAAACUUUUCCGGGAGUCAGGUUUUGGUUACUGGCGAACGCAUUCGCCCAAGGUGGCAGAGACCCGGCCCGGCUGGCUGUUCGAGGCGUCUCUAGCGCCGUGCCCAGCCUUGGCACGGACACAGAUGCUUGUGCAACGAGCGCUACCACGGCUCCAGAGCCCACUCCACUGUGCCCGGGUCACAGCUUGGGACCCCGACGUGUGGCCCGCGUGCAGCGCGAGCACCAGGCUGCUCAAGCGCGAGGCCCCCAGUUCCGGAGGCUGGGCCGGGUGCCGGCAGCUUUCGCUUUCCCGCGGUCCGGGUCCGGGCCCCGGGCAGGCGCGCCCCCCGCCCCCGCCGGCCGCGGCCCCGCCCCUCCGCUUCCUCCCGGGUAUCUGGCACCGCGGCCUCCGGGCGACAGAGGAGCCCGAGCUGGCGAGGCGGCGGCAGCAGCUAUGGCAGGGACAGAGUUGGAACGGUGCCAGCGGCAGGCAGAUGAGGUGACAGAGAUCAUGCUCAACAACUUCAACAAGGUCCUGGAGCGCGAUGGGAAGCUGGCGGAGCUGGAGCAGCGUUCAGACCAACUCCUGGACAUGAGCUCCGCCUUCAGCAAGACAACCAAGACCCUGGCCCAGCAGAAGCGCUGGGAGAACAUGCGUUGCCGGAUCUACUUAGGGCUGGUGUUGGGCGGUUGCCUGCUCAUCCUCCUGAUCGUGCUGCUGGUCAUCUUUCUCCCACAGAGCAGUGGGGGCAACAGUGCCGCACAGGCCCAGGACACAGGCGCCGCCUCGGGGCCUGGGGACUGACCCAGCUGGGCCUGGAGGAGAGGCCAAGUCCUGGUCUCCAGAAAACCCUAGCAUUUGCUCACAUCUGAGCCACCCAACUGAGCACCGAAGAGCAACCUUGAUGUGUGCACCUUUGUAUCUCCUAUCACCCCACAGACUGGCCCUUGAGGGCAGCCUGCUGCACUGGCCAUGACAGGCCAGCCCCACCUGGAGUUCAGUAAAAGCUGCUGUUUGGUUAAAACCUA